Messenger RNA from Penicillium argentinense, 1371 nucleotides. RefSeq lists its product as uncharacterized. The transcript has 4 exons. Gene Ontology annotation, molecular function: FAD binding. NCBI's taxonomy places the organism in Eukaryota, Fungi, Ascomycota, Eurotiomycetes, Eurotiales, Aspergillaceae. The record is from RefSeq and is a predicted model, not a curated record. The coding region runs from base 1 to 1371 and encodes 456 amino acids.
AUGGAGGUCUUCCGCGCCAUCGGUGUGGAGAAGGAAGUUCUGCGACAGAGUGCACCCCAGGGCACCGUUAGCCACACUGCAUGGUACACGAGUAUUCGGUUGGAGCCGAUAUUGUUGGGGCGCGCGCGAGAGCUCAAUCCUGACGGAUUGAGACAUUCCACCGAGGUGCUUGCUGUCACUGAGGAGGCGGAGAAGGUGCUUGUCACUGUAAGAAACGCGGAUGGGACGCGGGAGGAUUGGGAGGCUAAAUAUGUUCUCGGCGCCGAUGGCGGCCGGUUCAUGGCAGAUCAGCUGGGGAUUGCUUGGGAAGGCGAGAAGGACAUUUUCGACAUGGUGUCUGCCCAUUUUCACGCUCCGCUUUCUUCGGUUCAUCCGAAUUCCAACGCUUUCAUCAGCUGGUUCAUCAACCCCUCUCUGGGAGGCAGUAUCAAAUCCGGUUACCUCUACCCUCUCGGGCCCUUCCCAUCGAACCCCGAGACGGAAGAAUGCGUCAGUCACCGGUAUGUGGGCAGUAUUGUCACAGAGCACUUCCGGAGUGGGGGCGGCAAGGUAUUCUUGCUAGGUGAUGCCGCACACCAAAUCCCCCCAUGGGGAGCACUGGGCAUGAAUACUGGACUGCAAGAUGCCUUCAACCUGAUCUGGAAGCUUGCGUUCAUUUUGCGAGGAAAUGUGAAAGACCCGAAGCGUCUGCUCGACACCGACGAGGAAGAGCGUCGGCCGAUCGCGAAAAGUGUCGCCUAUUCCAGUCCAUGGCGAAGCCAUGGCGAUGCCAUGGAUAAAGCAAUCGGUGCCUCGCCUGCCCAGACCAGCGAGGUGAAUCAAGCUGCUAUGGACGCAUAUUUUGACAAGAGCCACCCCGACUACGCGAAGAAGCAGAUAGACGUCGGAAAAGCGCAGACUGUUCUCGAUGGCGAGUUCUGCGCCCUUGGGACUGAAAUCGGCUGGUUUUAUCCCUCAGUUGAUGCCAACAAUGAAGGGGAGACUACUAGACAUGACGGCCAGAUUCGAGAGGUUGGGUCGUUUGACAACAUCUUCUAUCAUCCCUCGACCAUUCCUGGUCACCAUCUUCCUCAUUUCUGGCUACAGCGGGACGGAAACACUGUAUCCAGUCGGGAUUUGCUGGAUCCUCGGAAGUUGUUACUUUUGGGUAGUUCCGCUGAUGUCGAGGCUCGUCUUGGACAGGGCCACCCGUUGAUAAAGGUGGAACUCAUUGAUUGUCCCGAGGGGUGGCAAGAUACAGAUGCAUUGUGGGGGAAGCUGUGCCCCAUAGGCACAGAUGGUGUUGUGAUCGUCAGACCCCAUGGCAUUGUAGUUUGGCGGAGUCAAUUGAAUGAUGCCGCCCAGGCAGAUUUCUUGGGUCAAUUCGUGUAG